Molecule: messenger RNA, 3578 nt
Organism: Eriocheir sinensis (Chinese mitten crab)
Lineage: Eukaryota; Metazoa; Arthropoda; Malacostraca; Decapoda; Varunidae
Product: longitudinals lacking protein-like
Exons: 5
Coding region: 1220-1783 (187 amino acids)
Biological process (GO): regulation of transcription by RNA polymerase II
Cellular component (GO): nucleus
Molecular function (GO): protein binding
Source: RefSeq, a predicted model, not a curated record
CGGGUGCUACAUAAGGGGUUUCCAGUUAUGCUGUAGGGGAGUUCGGCGAUCGUCUUUUGUCUUUAUUGUUCCAUUUAUAGGGAAUAAUAUGGGAGAGUCUGCAGGAGAGAUGUUGCUGGGUGAAGGAGCCGAUGGUUUGCAGGAAUUCCUCACAAUGCAAUGUUCCCCUAACCUUUAUAAUGUACCGGCGUGUCUGUGAGUAUUCUAGGCAUUAAAUGCGUGUCGUAGUUAUAUGGUAGAAACGCCGUAUAGAGAGGGACUCAGGAAGUCUUGAGGAGCCCGACCCGGCGAGGUAGAGUUGACGAGCCCAGUCAUGUUAGGGUGGCGGUGGUUGAAGUUGCAUUCAUCAGGCGGAGCAGAAGCGAUGGUCGGCGUGCUUGCGCGGUGAUGGCGAAGGCAGGUAACGCGGUGUUGGCGCGGGUUGAGCGUAGUAUUUUGCGUGCAGAGAUACUGUGAGGCGGUGGACGCGGCACUAGUGCUGCAGUGUUGCAGCGGCCAAGGUGAGUAGUGCCGCGCCGAGCUCGCUGCUGGUGGUGGUGCUACUGCAUGCGUCCGCUACCAGGUGUCUCGCACUCACAGUACGUACUCGCGCUCACAAUAUCCACAACUCUCCUACCACCUGCACCGAGCACUCGUGGCUCUCCUGGGAGGCCCUCUCUGCCUCCUGCAAGCAGACAGUGCUGUGCUUGUAUUGAUUGCUGAGUGGAGGUGACAAGAAGUGUGAGAGUGAGGAGGAGGCAGCACACAGGCAGGCUGCCAGCCAAGCAGAGUGUGAGUGGUAUCUGUGCCAGCACUACAGUGAGGCCGCGCUCCCCACCGCCGUCAGCCAGUCCCCCGCUGCCCACUAGUCCAGGGGGAUGCUUGCUGCACCGCUCUCGCUCCCGCGACCACCUCAGUGACAACUUGUGCUCUAGUGGGUUUCUAUCGCAGUGUCUCACAUUCCCCUAGUUACUGAGUUUAUUCCGAUGGAUAUUGUGCAGAAGUGGUGUACAUUUUGUGUCAGUUCUUCAUAGUUUAGUGAGCGAAAACUUUGUGUUAUGAAUACUCUCAUGCACCAUGAUGUUACAGAAAGCUCAUGAUAGUAUGAUCACUUGAUCAAACAACUUACCAGUGAACUCCACCUGACACUGUGGGUUACCGUUGCCCCCUCAAGAAUUAUACCAGUUUCUUCAAGUUUUGGUGUUGGUGGAGGGACGUCUGCCCUACAGAAGAGUGCUUGAUGCUUUCUGCUGCUAGUGAUUCAUUACCCAUUGGCAUUACAGGGGAGGAAGACGGAGAAAUGGUCCGGAAUGGAGAUGAGAGAAAUAAGAUGGAUGUGAGGCGGUAUGAGCUGCGGUGGACACACCACCAGUCCACUGUGGUGGCGGAGGUGGGGUCGCUGUACAGAGAUGCCGCCUUGGUGGACGUCACUCUAGCCUGCGAGGACCAGCGGACCUACCAGGCUCACAAGCUGGUCCUCUCGGCAUGCUCACAAUACUUCCAGGGUCUGUUCUCCCGACACUCGGCACACCAGCACCCAAUCAUCUUCCUCAAGGACGUGAGCGGAGAUGAGUGCGAGGCGCUGCUCACCUACAUGUACCGCGGGGAGGUGUCCGUCAGCCAUGACCAGAUACAUCGCAUCCUUCGUGUCGCCAACUCUCUCCAGGAUGCUGACCCUGUUAAGGAGCCGGAAGCAGCUGUGGGUGAGGCGGAGGACACUCAAGCCGACGGCCAAGAAUCCCAGAAGUUCCAGAACCCGUGGCACCACCUGGAGAAGUACUUUGUCUUAAAUCAAGAGAUAUGACGAACGCCAAUGUCUUGCACUUCCGGUGCGUCAUGUGCCACCCCAAGGGGACCAUCAUUAACGGACAGACGACGAGCCUUUACAACUAGAAGUCGGUGGCUGAGUGGUUAGCGUGCGGGGCCCGCAUUCACCGCGUGAUAGACGAAGCUGGCUCGAAUCCGCCGCUAUCACCUGGGAUUUUUCAGUCACUGCCGAAUGGCUUAAAACUACCCACAUGCUGUCCUGAAGAACACCCAUCAACCCUUACUCUAGAGGAAACCGUCCAAGUGAAUCAAGAACGAGCUCCGGGGUGCAACAUGAGCCAAGAAAAGAUGGCGCCACUGUAAACACUUGACUGCGCCAUGACGGGCUGGGGCCGACUACCAUCCAGGGCCUUCAAGAAAGCCUGGCUGGCACGUAGAAAAAAAAUGUGAAGAGGACACACCCAGCGUAUGCCACCCAGUUUGAUCAUCAUCUGAUUUGAGAUUUCUGGAAAGCUCUGUGUCUAGGCUGCAACAUAUUGAAAUUUCAGGUCACUAGGUCUGUUUUAAGGGUUUUAGAGCCAAGAUACUAAACCGAAGCUAAAUCCAUGCAAAAAAAAUUAGCGGUUAGCGUUAGCUUCCCCUAAUUUCUUUAUCAGUGUAGCGGUUUAGCGUAAGCGAAGCUAAGUUUUUAGUUAGUGGAUUACCAGUUAGCAAAGCUAAUUUUUCGGUUAGCAGUGCCCACCAAUGGAGAGGACAUAGGAAGAAACUUAAUAAAGGAACCUGUUUGAGUGACAUAAAAAAGUAUAGUUUUCUACAUACAAGUGUUAGCACAUGGAACAGCUUGCAGGAAAAGGUGGUGGAGGCGAACAGUGUCCAACAAAUGAAGGAAAGGCUAGAUGAAUGUAGACAUGGAGACGAGACUAUUAGAGCUUAGGUACACACACACACGCACACACACACACACACACACACACUACCAACCAAUUUUAAUUUAUAUAUUUUUUAAUUUAUAAUAUCUGUUAUGUAGUUGAUAAAGUUCUAUGUGUAUAAUUAUAAGCAAAGCAUCGCAAAACAUAAGUAUUUUUUCGUACGGUUUUGAAAACUGUAUUUUUUUUAUUUCUUGAUAAUCACUGCUGCCCCCAAGUUGUGUAUUUGUGUCAUCCAGAUGAUGAACAGUUCAUAGUGAGCCCAGUACAAAUAGGCCACUUCAUGAGUCAAGUGUAGUUUCAGCACCUAGGGAUGCCAGUGUAUGGCAUGUAACACACCCUUGUAUGGAUACAUUAUUGCUGAGGUGUUUUUUUUUUUUUUUUUUUUUUUUUUUUGGGUUGAAUCUAGGCACCUUAAAACAUCAAAGAAUCCAUCAGGUAUAUUCCAAAGAAAGCUCAAUUUCUUAACUUAAUCACAAAAUAUUCUGAUUCAUGUUCAGUAGCUAUUCAUUAAUUCACCAAUUUUCAAAAUCAUGUAGAUUCCCAUGAAAGUAUUUGUAAGGAAUAAAGACAGCAUAAAUUAUAUAAGGGUGUCAGUAGGUGAGUAGAAUAAGUAACUCAUCAGCUUGAAUACCAUUAUUGAAAAUUACUGCAUUAAAAAAUAACUAGAUUUUGCAAACUCAUAUGCUAAAUUUCUUAAAUGAAUCUUAUAUAGAGUUCCUUACUUUGAGGUUAGUUGUGAAGUGUGCUAAACUAUUUUAAUUUUCUCAUUAAUUUGUGCAGUCAUAGCUGCUUUUUUAAUAUUGUUUCACUGUAUGUUUUUUCUUUCCUUUAACUUGAGGAUAGCAAUCAAAUGUGUAUAUUGCUUAUUUUGGUGAUAAAUAUUGUUGUCCUCAUUUCUGGAGU